Cucurbita pepo subsp. pepo (vegetable marrow) is the source of this 2489-nucleotide messenger RNA. RefSeq names its product minichromosome maintenance 9 (gene MCM9). Gene Ontology annotation, molecular function: ATP binding; ATP hydrolysis activity; single-stranded DNA binding. The record is from RefSeq and is a predicted model, not a curated record. Gene Ontology annotation, biological process: double-strand break repair via homologous recombination. NCBI's taxonomy places the organism in Eukaryota, Viridiplantae, Streptophyta, Magnoliopsida, Cucurbitales, Cucurbitaceae. Gene Ontology annotation, cellular component: MCM complex; nucleus.
GAGGCCACAGCAGCUCACUCUCUCAGCCAUGGACAUCUCCUUGGCGGCAAUGGACGACUCUGCAACCAGUCCCGUCAAGGCCUUGGCUUCGUUUCUAAUUCGCCGCCACUCCGAUCAGCUUCUUUCCAUUGCUCACUCCCCUGAUCCUAAGCUCCAUUACCCUCUAUUCGUGGAAUUCGCAGAGCUGAUGGACGACGAUCCACCUCUUGCUCGUCUUGUUUUCUCCCAUCCGACUGAGUACUUGCGUAUUUUUGACGAUGCAGCUGUUUGGGCUCAUAAGAUCACUUUGGGUGAUUCGAAAGGUUGUAUAAAUGGAAUUAAGAAAGAUUUCAUCCAUGUUCGCAUUAAUGUCGCCGGCUCCCCUCUGGAAUGGCCUGAGACUUCUCCAAGUAUUGGGUCUAUCAGAGUGAAGCAUCGUGGAGUGCUUCUCACACUUAAAGGGACGGUAAUCAGAUCUGGGGCAAUUAAGAUGUAUGAGGGGGAGAGGUGGUACAUUUGCCGGAAAUGCAAGCACAAGUUCCCAGUAUAUCCCGAGCUGGAAACCAGAAACUCAAUACAGUUACCAUCAUUUUGUCCCUCUCAGAGGGCAAAACCAUGUGAAGGGAAAAGUUUUGAGUGCUUGGAAGGUUCUGUAGUACGCCAUGAUUACCAAGAGAUAAAAAUUCAGGAGAGUACACAAGUAUUGGGUGUGGGAUCCAUUCCUCGUGCCAUUCUAGUCAUUCUCAAGGAUGACCUUGUUGACCUUGUUAAAGCUGGAGACGAUGUUAUUGUUACAGGAGUAUUGAGUGCAAAGUGGUCCCCAGACAUCAAAGAUGUACGGUGUGACCUUGAUCCAAUGCUAAUUGCUAAUCAUGUGAGAAGAACCAAUGAACUGAAGGCAGAGGUUGACAUCCCUGAUGACAUAAUUAUGAACUUUAGGCAGUUCUGGUCAGAUUUCAAAGACACUCCUUUAAAAGGUAGAAAUGCUAUUCUAAGAGGUAUUUGCCCUCAAGUGUUUGGACUUUUUACUGUAAAACUUGCAGUGGCUUUAACACUCAUUGGAGGUGUACAACAUGUGGAUGUAUCUGGUACCAAAGUUCGAGGAGAAUCUCAUCUACUGUUGGUUGGCGAUCCUGGUACUGGAAAGUCACAGUUCCUGAAAUUUGCUGCCAAACUGAGCAACCGGGCUGUUAUUACCACUGGAUUAGGAAGCACUAGCGCUGGACUGACUGUUGCUGCUGUCAAGGAUGGAGGGGAAUGGAUGCUGGAAGCUGGGGCACUUGUACUGGCUGAUGGAGGACUUUGUUGUAUAGAUGAAGUGGACAGCAUGAGAGAACAUGACAGAGCCACGAUCCAUGAAGCAAUGGAGCAACAGACUAUAAGCGUCGCAAAGGCUGGUCUUGUAACAACUCUCAGUACUAGAACGAUAGUAUUUGGCGCAACAAAUCCUAAAGGACAUUAUGACCCUGAACAACCUCUCUCUGUCAAUACAACACUCUCCGGACCCUUAUUGAGCAGAUUUGAUAUCGUCCUUGUGCUUUUAGAUACCAAAAAUCCCGAAUGGGAUGCAGUUGUUUCAUCACAUAUUCUCUCCGAGUGCCAACAAGAAAAGGGAAAGCGUGAUAAUGAUCUUUCAAGUAACUGGCCUCUUACUAUGCUUCGAAGAUACCUCCAAUUUGUAAAAGGAUACUUCAGACCGGUCCUGACCAAGGAGGCUGAACAAAUUAUUUCAAGCUACUAUCAGCUUCAAAGAAGAUCAGCAAUGGAUAAUGCAGCCAGGACAACGGUCCGCAUGCUUGAAAGUUUGAUACGUUUAGCACAAGCACAUGCACGGCUCAUGUUUAGAAAUGAGGUUACUCGGCUCGAUGCCAUUACGGCUAUUUUGUGCAUCGAAUCAUCCAUGACGACCUCAGCUUUAGUGGAUAGUGUUGGGAAUGCCUUGCACUCCAAUUUUACCGAGAACCCAGAUGAGGAAUAUGCAAAGCAAGAAAUUUUGAUCCUUGAGAAGCUCAAGUCGAUGGACGAAUUUCCUGAAAUUGGCAGCUGAAGGCCAUCAGAAAUAUUACAGUUAAAUACAUCACAUUACUGAUAUCUUGCUUUUCCCUUGGAGUGGGUAGGCGUUGGCCUUCAUAUAUGGUCUUACGACUUUGCAGAGACCUGUGUUUUUGGUAAAUAGUUGCUCGAGCCUGGUCACUGCGUCCCCCUUUGUGAGGAGGCACCCCUUCUCUCGAAGUUAUAAGACUAUUUUGUCGAGUUCUUUAGAGAGAGUUGUGUCAUGCCCCUGAAAAUUACAUCUGUUUUUCUUAAAAACUUCGGCUACACAAAGAAGAAAGAGAAGAAUAGUGCCAUUACAAUGCUCAAAUGCAGCGGGAAGAUGCCUAGAUAUCUAAAGUCCUCAGGAAAAUUUGUAAUUUAGAUAGUCUUGUUUGUUUUCUAGAAUUUUUGUAUGACAAUGCCUAUGAUGUAUUAUUCCAACCACUUUAAAUUUAUAUAGCAUUCUUGUGUCUUUA